GUCUUACAAUGUAAUAUAUACGUUGAAACGUGUGUGAGGAUUUGACACAAUUUCAACUCGAUAUAAUAAUGUACAAUCGUGUAACAGUUGAAUGCAUGAUAUGAUUUGACUUGAUUAAAUUUGUAAGAGUGCUAUUAUAAUGCAGUGUCAAUGCGAAAACUCGAGUAUUCCAUGUAUCCUCGUGCACGGUGACGUUGGGCAUUUUCAUGACGCGCUAAUUAUUGAGAAAACGACGAGUUGUAAAAAUGCAGCAUACACUGGAUAUCAAAGUUUGUUAAGUGGCGCAAGUUCGGUACAGGCUGUAGAAAGUGCGCUAUGGUGGUUAGAAUGCGAUGAGUUUUUCAAUUGUGGUUAUGGAUCGGUUUUAAAUAGUAUAGGUGAUGUACAAAUGGAUGCGAGCAUAGUAGACGGCUUCAAGUCGGAAUGUGGAUCUGUAGCCGCGAUAUCGGACGUAGAACAUCCGAUAUCUCUUGCCCGAUACGUUUUGGAUCAUUUCCCCAAUUCUAUCGUAGUGGGGGAAGGCGCGAGAAAGUUAACAGCCAAAUUAAAUUGGCUAUCGAAAGGAAAUAUGACAGCACCCACGGCAGCUUAUUUGACUUAUUUACCUGGAAAGUUUCAAAGGUGCAACUCUAAUCUCUCGAAUUGUUCAAGUGAUUUUGACGUCUACAUAGGUAGUGGGAGUACCGUUGGCUGUAUAGCUUACGACGGAUACGCUAUAGCCGCGGGUGUUACAAGCGGUGGUUCAAACCGAAAAAUUGUCGGCAGCGUAGGCGACUCUUCUAUAUUAGGUUGCGGCACGUACGCCAAUCGAAAUCUAGCAUGUUCUCUGACUGGUCAUGGAGAAUCUAUUAUGAAACUUGGCUUGUCAAGGGUCAUUGCGAGCGACAUCGAAAAAGGAUGCUCCCUGCGAAGAGCUUUGAAGAGAAAUCUUGAUUACAUGUCAACUAGAUGUGUAGAUCGUCAUUUCGGGGGCAUUGUCUUUAAGAGAUCUGGGGAAUGGGACGUGUAUUUUACUUGGCAUAAAAUGCCCUAUGCUGUCAUUACGAACGACUGCGUGACAUUCGGUGCAACUUUAGACGAGAGAAACGUGGAAAAGUAUACCGAAUGCCGGAAACGUCUUCCCUGCAAUUGCCAUUUUCCUCUUGUAAACGAUCCUAUCUCGAUAUCUCGUCAUCGUGUCGCGAUGUAACGUUGCUUCUUCCUUUUUUCU
Molecule: messenger RNA, 1210 nt
Organism: Vollenhovia emeryi
Lineage: Eukaryota; Metazoa; Arthropoda; Insecta; Hymenoptera; Formicidae
Product: isoaspartyl peptidase/L-asparaginase-like
Exons: 3
Coding region: 140-1189 (349 amino acids)
Molecular function (GO): hydrolase activity
Source: RefSeq, a predicted model, not a curated record